UUCCUGAGGGUGGGGUGGGAGCGAGUGUCAGUCAGGUAGGGAGCGCAACCUGGACAGCUGAGACCCCUGCGGCUGACAGGGUGUCUGGGCCACUGCCGCGUUGUCCGCCCAAGAUGGAAUUCCUCUUGGGGAACCCGUUCAGCACCCCGGUGGGGCAGUGCCUCGAAAAGGCAACAGAUGGCUCCCUGCAAAGCGAGGACUGGACGUUGAACAUGGAGAUCUGUGACAUCAUCAAUGAGACGGAGGAAGGGCCAAAAGAUGCCAUUCGAGCCCUGAAGAAGCGGCUCAACGGGAACCGGAACUACAGAGAAGUGAUGCUGGCAUUAACAGUCCUAGAGACAUGUGUGAAGAACUGUGGCCAUCGCUUCCACGUCCUGGUGGCCAACCGAGAUUUCAUUGACAGUGUUCUGGUCAAAAUCAUCUCUCCCAAGAAUAGUCCUCCCACCAUUGUACAGGACAAGGUGCUCGCUCUGAUCCAGGCCUGGGCUGAUGCCUUUCGAAGCAGUCCUGACCUCACAGGUGUUGUGCAUAUAUAUGAGGAGCUGAAGAGGAAAGGGGUCGAGUUUCCCAUGGCGGAUUUGGACGCUCUGUCUCCCAUACACACACCACAGCGGAGUGUCCCUGAAGUGGAUCCAGCCACGACCAUGCCCAGGUCCCAAUCGCAGCAGAGGACGAGCACCAGCUCCUAUUCUUCGCCUCCUCCUGCUCCCUACUCCGCUCCACAGGCCCCGGCUCUGAGUGUGACUGGCGCCAUCACAGCCAAUUCAGAACAGAUUACUAGGCUGCGGAGCGAACUGGACAUUGUUCGAGGAAACACAAAAGUCAUGUCUGAGAUGUUAACGGAAAUGGUCCCUGGGCAGGAGGAUUCGUCUGAUCUGGAGUUGCUACAGGAGCUGAAUAGGACCUGCCGGGCCAUGCAGCAGCGAAUCGUGGAGCUCAUCUCCAGAGUAUCCAAUGAGGAAGUGACGGAGGAGCUACUGCACGUCAACGACGACCUCAACAAUGUCUUCCUCAGAUAUGAGAGGUUUGAACGAUACAGGUCGGGCCGAUCAGUUCAAAAUGCCAGUAAUGGAGUACUGAAUGAAGUGACCGAAGACAACUUAAUAGACCUGGGGCCUGGGUCUCCAGCCGUGGUGAGCCCAAUGGUGGGGAACACGGCACCCCCAUCUUCCCUCUCUUCCCAGCUUGCAGGCUUGGACUUGGGGACAGAGAGCGUCAGUGGCACCCUCAGUUCACUUCAGCAGUGUAAUCCUAGUGACGGCUUUGACAUGUUUGCCCAGACAAGAGGGAACUCCUUGGCCGAGCAACGCAAGACGGUAACCUAUGAGGAUCCCCAGGCUGUUGGAGGACUUGCUUCUGCACUAGACAAUCGGAAACAGAACUCCGAAGUGAAGAGAGGUAAAGGUGGGGACUCUGACCUGGAGCCCAUAGACAGCUGGCUCAUAACCCAAGGAAUGAUCCCUGUUGCGCAGCCCUCUGUCAUGGACGACAUUGAGGUGUGGCUCGGGACGGACCUGAAGGGCGACGACCUGGAGGAGGGCGUCACGAGUGAAGAGUUUGAUAAAUUCCUUGAAGAAAGAGCCAAAGCUGCUGAAAUGGUUCCCAACCUCCCCUCACCCCCAGUGGAGGCCCCAGCCCUGGCCUCAAACCCCUCCGGCCGGAAGAAGCCAGAGCGGUCAGAGGAUGCCCUCUUCGCCCUGUGAGCUGUUCUGUGGUUUGGCUUCCCGAUGGCAGGUUACCUCUUGUCCCUGUCCAUACCAGGCACUGGCCACUCCUAUUCCCAGCCCCUACUUGGUCCUGCGUUGCUGUGUCUCCAUGGAAACACCACUGUGUUUGCUCCCAGGCUUCCCAUUAGUCAGGACCAACUUAAGCCACCUUCUUUCUAGUGGUGGGACAGCAUCACUGCAGCCAGAGGCCCCUCACCUCCCCCAUCCCACCUCUCUUGCCCACAGACUCCCUCUGUCCAUGUUUCCUCCCAGGAAGAACAGAUAGCAGAGCCCAGCCUCAGACAAGGCAGUCUCCUUGGGACUGUUUCCUGAGUGGACACUAGGACUGUCUCCUCCUGUCACCUGCCCACAGAGAAGGGGGUCAGAUCCUGGCUCCUUGCCCCAUGUAUCCCGUCCCCUGUCUUGCUUAGUGGGUCUCCGUGGUCUGGCCUGCCUUCCCAUGCCCCUCUGAUCCAGAAAGGGCUUAUCUACACCUGCAGGCUUGGUCUCCCUCCUGGACUACUGCUUCCUGAUGUGUGUCACCUUGUGGCACUGGGUGUGCUCAGCACUUUAGAAGGCUCUGUGGGGUGCCCAUAUAUGGGGGUCUCUCAACUUCUUGACUCUCCAUCGCUCAGCAGCCAAGCUGGGGACCAAAGGGGCCUCUCAUGGCCCCACAUGCUCCUGGCAUGGGAAGAGAGAGCGGGGUGCUGGGAGGACAGCACACAACCAAUGGACAGUGGCUACGUGGCAUGCCGGUUAGCUCCUGCAGAGAUGACACUACCAUAAAUCAAACUGCCCCCAUGCACAGUACAUGCUCCCCUCACACAGCUGGCCCAGUCUGUGGAGGGGCCCGCACGGGGAAGAAUUGCUCUGGCUUGCUUGGGAAAGCUUUGUGGGUUUUGAGCAUGCUCUGCUCAGGGCUUUAGCCUGGUCUGUGGCAGCCUCUAUGCCUCCACCUCCAGGGCCCAGCAGCAGACGGCUUUGCACCACGGUUGGAGAUUCAAAUGACUGAUGGGCCAAAGCGACACUAAAGUCCUUGCACUGUUCCUUGGCAUGGGCCUCAGCCUUCUCCACAGAUUGUUUUGACAGCCCGACCUCCCACUCCAGAUCCUCCCAGGCCACCGAUUUGUAUCCUCUCCCAAAGCCAACCUAGAAGGCAACAGAGCCUGGGACCGAGCAGCUAGAGGCUGGUAACACCUGCUCCCAUCCUGAGUCCUCAUUCGUGUGUGUCCUGGCUAUGGGUAAGGCGCUCUUGGUUCAACCUGGGCCGAGUCCAGCCUGAACCACUCCUGUGCUGCUGUUGCCCAGAACAAAAGUGCUGCGUAGCUGCUUCACACUAGCUGGUGAUCUCUGGAGCCUUGGCCAGGCCACCAUGUGUUCGUGACCCAUAAUGAGGUCAGCUCUUCCCACCUGGCAGCCCUAGCAGAAAGAAGCAGCUGGGCUUGAUGUAGGCAGAGACCAGUGCCACAGUCUCUAGCCAGGGCAUUUAGGACCAGCUGAGGGGCUGUGCUGAGCAUCAACAGGAACAGUUCUGGUGGAGGGAGGCACUGCAUGCCCAGGAACCCCAUGCCCAGUCUAGCACCGCUGCAGCUUCCUCCAGAGAAGAGGCCUGGGGUCUGGCUGGGAGGUCCAUCUGUCAGGAGCAGCUGGAGACAUCACAUUCCAGUUCCUUAGAGGACACCCAGGAAGCUCUUCCCCAGAACUCAGCCAGCCUGAUUCCAGCCCUGCCAUCUCUGGCAGCUCGUGCCACACCCCCAACCCCAGCCCUUGGCCAGCUCACUCCUCUCUCAACAUUUCUUGAGGGAAGAACCCCCUUUCCUAAGGCAGAGCCCCCUGAGGCUAGCUUGGAUGUUAAAAAGUCUGAAGUCAGCUGGCUUGACAUGAGCUGCAGAGAAGUUGGCUAAGAUGGCCCAGUUGUACCCAGAAACCCCAGCCCUUUGGCACUGUCCAAAGGGAUUGUCUCUGAGGGCCAGGGGCCUGCCUUUGCCAGUUUGCCAGCCCGUGGUGGUGGGCAGCUGGGCCUUGGGUGGUCAGUCCUGCAGGAGCCGCAGCACUACAGCAGCUGUCAAGUGUCCUCUGAGGGAAGAGCCAGUCCCCCUGUCUUUUGGAAGGAGAAGUCUCCACAAGACCAGGAGCCUGAAGGGUCUGGGGAGAGGAGGCUUCUGGUGGUGAGUGAAGCGGAAACAUGUGCCUGCCUAGGGAGAUCCCAGCAAAGCUGCUGUUAAUAUCCAUGGUCCAGAGCUGCCCGCCCCCACUCCAGUUGAACAGUAGGCGGUGGAUUCCUGUGGGCUGGCAGGAGGCAUUGCCCCAUGCAGAGAAGUGUCACCUGCUUUCCUGGCCUGGAGCCACCCCUUCUGCUCUCACAUCAUGUCCAGAGGCAGCCCGCCCCUAUCUGGAAGUUGAGGUGACAUUGCUUGAGGCCUGCAUGAGAAGCAAGUACAGGCCCAGGCUUCCUUGAGGGGGUGCUGUUCAGCCCUUCCUGUCCUGAGGCCAUAUGCAUCCUGGGCCACUGGGGAUCAGAGCCCUGGCAGGAAAGCUGGCCAGAGCCUACCCCCAAGAGAGUGAGACCCUCGCGAGGCACUAGCCUCUCCACAAGUAUUAGAAAUCACAGAUACAGUAUGUACUUAGUUACCCUAAAUUAUUGCUGGGAUUCCUCAUAAGCACUAAUUAUACCUGAUUAUAGGUUAAAAUAUUUAUUUCGUCAAAAUAUUUUCUUGAGGAUGUGUUUAACCUUUUCUGUUUCAUUAUGUGAAAACCAAGAUGUGAAAACUAACCAUUUCCUCCUGCCUACCAUUUUGGCAGUGGGCAGCAGUGAUGGCACUAAGUGCAGUUUGACCCAGGGUCUGGUGGGCCUUUGGCCAGCCUACCCCAGAACAGUCCCUACCUGGGACUCCCAAGCACCAAGCAGAGAUGACCAACUCGCUUAUCCUCAUGCAUGGGUCAAGGGGUUUCAGAGCUGAAAAGGCUUGUUGUUGGCCUGGGCCAGAGGGAAAGGUGACUGUUCCUCUGUUUUCUGUCCUCCUGUCUUUCUGUCGAUCAGCCCUCUCAGUGUGAAUGACUGUGCUGCCUGUCAUGGACCAUGCCUUGGCUCACUGCCCUUCCCCUCCUCACCCAGGGGUCCAGAGCAAGGGAGCCUGGGGAGGUCACUCAAGUGAGGCCUGUGCUGUCACUCAAGGCCUCCAGCUGGAAGAGUGGUGGCCAAGACUCUGGAUGGCCUGGCAGCAGCAGACACUCGGACUCCUCUAGCAUCACGGGGCAGAUGCUGCCUGGCCACUCACGCUCCUGCUUCUCCUCUUCCUUCCUGCCACCACACCCCCACUUCGCCUCCACACAUACAUGUUCAAACUCAGUCCGGCCCAGCCUUCUGGAUGGUUCUAGGGGGCUUGUGGGUCAGCUAGGGAAAAACACCAUGGAAGAAUGCCGUUCUCAGCCUGGCCUCAACUGGCCUACCAUGAGCCUCUCCACCAUCUCCCGUUAGGAUUCUGGGCUCCUCCCCUCUGCCCACCCAUGUGGGGAGCAGCUGGCUUCACCACCCAUGGCUGUGUGUGCCCAGAGGAUGCCCCUUGUGGUACCUGCUGCUUUCAGUGCCCAUCCCCAACCCUUCCUGUCCAUGGGGGUCCAAACCAGUCUUCCCCUGCAACUCCCUCCUUGCCCCCCACAACUGUCAACCCCGGAGUCACACUACUUCUCUCCUCUAAAAAUCCUUCAGGCUCUCCUGGAGAAAGAGGGAUGGAUAUUUAUUUCCUAAAGUUUGCAAUUCAUUUGUGAGAGUUCUCAGGAUUGUUAGGGGCUACUGAGAAAAGGAAUGUUUUGAGUUUGUUGUCCAGUUGUCCCAGAAGUCUGGUGUUCUGUCAUUGUGUGCUUCUGCAGGCAGAGCCAGUUCUGGAGGUGGGUCAGUGCAUUUGAAGCUCAGAGCAACACCCAUGCAUCCAUCUACCCACUGGCUCUCCUUCCAGAUAUUGUCUCUCUAGUUUGCGAUCUUGCAUGGAAAAUACUCCAUAAUAAACAAACAAACAAACAAACAA
This is a messenger RNA of Pteropus alecto (black flying fox), 5731 nucleotides long. RefSeq names its product target of myb1 like 2 membrane trafficking protein (gene TOM1L2). The record is from RefSeq and is a predicted model, not a curated record. Gene Ontology annotation, cellular component: endosome; membrane. The transcript has 16 exons. Gene Ontology annotation, biological process: signal transduction. Gene Ontology annotation, molecular function: clathrin binding; phosphatidylinositol binding; ubiquitin binding. Lineage: Eukaryota; Metazoa; Chordata; Mammalia; Chiroptera; Pteropodidae. Bases 114 to 1703 code for a protein of 529 amino acids.